AUGAGGGAAUUCCUAAAACUUUAUGCUUUCUUCAGCCUUUUCUAUGUUGUCCAAUCGUUCAACCAAAGAGGAAAUCUCCUUCUUCACGAAGAGCCAGCCAAAGCCCAUCCGGUCAUCCGGGCUUUCACAACUGGCACAACUUUCAUUUUUGCAAUCCCAAACUCUCAUAUUGGCGUCAACGACACGAGCUACACAGAGGAGAUAACUUUAAUCGUGACAAACUAUGACACUGUCAACCCAGCCACUGUCACCGUUAGCACCCCAUCGGCAGUCUUUAAAACAACCACUUUCACCAUAGCUCCACUGCAGAAUUAUCGGUUCUCGGUCCCAGCAGAAAUCCAAGUCGGCUAUAAAAGGGAACCAAAGAAUGAAUGGUUUUACUCGAGUCAAAGCAUUUAUCUGACAGCUGACACAAAGGUUUCCCUUGUGGCUCAAAAUCUCGCCUCAGACUCGAUUUCUGGUGGAAUGUUCGUCGUUUAUCCGACUUGCACACUUGGUCAGAGCUAUCGAACGGUGGGCGACGACACAAGCCGGUUCCCCGUCAGAAAUGAUUGGUCGAUCAUCGCCACGCAGGACAAUACUGCGAUCACUGUCAACCCGCCACUCUUCGGUCAAACUAGUUUCUCUUUGAAUGCCGGUCAGAUCUUGGUCUUCUCAUCCAAUGAUUUUUCCAACGUAAAUACUCAAAUCAUCGGCAACUUUCCGAUCGCGAUGGUUGUGGGCACGGCUUGCGGCCUCGGCUACUACAGUAACAAAUUAUGUAACUAUGAGGCAUCCAUGUUGUUCCCAGUUCCUGCUGGCACCGCUUUCCCAUUCACGCAAUUUAUUUCCGAAGACCCAGGAGAGGGGCAGCUGCUCAUUCUUGCACAGGACAACGACACUUUGGUCUUUUCGAAUGGACGAGCCAUAUCGACGCUUGAUGCUUUCGGAUAUGCCAGUUUCCUAGUGACUGAUGUGUACAUCACGACAAACAAACCAGUUUAUGCGUUCGCUUUCUCGUCGAUGCGCCAAGACGGUCAAGGUUCCCCAUUCCUUGUUCACAUCCCUGCCGUUUCCCAAUUCACCAAUCAAAGCUACAUUCAAGUGACAACAGGGUUGAAAUCAAAGCAAGGUUGGGCUGAACAACAUUUCAUUCGUCUUGAGACUGAAAUGACGGCCACUCAAAGCAAGUCAAAACUAUCAAUUGAUGGCUCUCCAGUCUCUCCAUCGCUUUUCCAAAGACAAGGAACCUCAAACAUUUACAUGGUCGACUACCCAAUUUCCCCGGGAACACACACAAUUGAGACGAUCGAUCCAGCGGUGAAAUACGCGGCGAUUGUCUACGGAUUUAUGCAAUUCAUAGCCUACGCUUAUACUCCAGGCAUCGAUCUUCCAACAUUUGGCAAUUGU
Molecule: messenger RNA, 1389 nt
Organism: Mesorhabditis belari
Lineage: Eukaryota; Metazoa; Nematoda; Chromadorea; Rhabditida; Rhabditidae
Source: the annotation of a GenBank genome assembly